This is a messenger RNA of Abrus precatorius (Indian licorice), 626 nucleotides long. RefSeq lists its product as uncharacterized. The coding region runs from base 133 to 516 and encodes 127 amino acids. The transcript is spliced from 2 exons. The record is from RefSeq and is a predicted model, not a curated record. Lineage: Eukaryota; Viridiplantae; Streptophyta; Magnoliopsida; Fabales; Fabaceae.
GAUCUUUUUUCUUUGUUAUUCACCCAUCUAUACAUAAACCUCAAAACCCAUUUUAUUUUUGUGUCCCAAGUCAUAAUUUCCUUGUUGCAGCCCAAGUUAACAAUUCAAGUUUCAUUAAAUCCUGUUACGGAGAUGAACACAGAUUCUAGUGUUCUGUUUGAGGCAGAGAAUGAAGAAGAUACUUUCUAUGCUGAGAUUAGGAAGCAGAUUCUGCUCUUGACAUCUGAAGACAACGAAGAUUUACUAGAAACAAGAAGUUUAAACCCCCUUAAGGUCACCAAUGGUAGUUCAAACAGCUCAAUUUACAGUGUUAACAGUGUGCCACCACCUAGAAGCAACUUUUGUCUGUGGGAAAAUCAGUGCUCUAGUUCACCGCCCGUUUGGCUAGUGAACUUGUGGAAGAAUAGUAAAGGCACUGGGGUGUUCAUUCCACAAGUUGCAUGCAAGAAAAACCAAAAACCAGGAAAAGUGAAAAAUAGGAGAAAAAUCUAUAGACCAGUGGUGAAUAAGGAUUGAAGAAUCUAUUCUUAUGGAAAUUUGUAUUUAGUGGAAUUUAAUAUGGUCGCUUGCCUUAACAUAGUUUUCUUGAUGAUUCAUUAGAACGAGAGGGAAAAUGCGGGAGAUAA